UGGUUUUGUUUUCAGGCGGUCCCGUUAUUGCUGCUCGUCCGAGAUGUGCUGCGGCAUGCCGAUGGAAAAAGGAUGCUUCAUAUUCUCGGUCGUCAAUCUCGUAAUAUGCAGUUUGGGCGCUCUCGCCAGCCUGGGUUCCCUGGUCUUCAUCCUGGUCCUGUGGUGCAACCCCUCAGUCCUCAGCGAGGUGGUGGUAGACUGGACGUACAUCGGCAUAAGCGUGGCUUGCUGCGUUGGCUCGAUCAUAGCGCUCACCUUCGCGGUUGCACUCUGCCAUGGUUUACGUAAGAACAAGAAACGCUACAUAAUGGCGUACCUGAUAUACGGGAUGAUCUCAGUGGCCCUGAGCGCCAUAGGCACUGUGGUUUUCAUGUGGCUAAUGUGGGGUCAACUGUACGUUGUGUUAUACGCAAUGGUCCCCCUCGGGGUCUGCGUUAUAUAUUCGGUAACGCUGCUACUUGUGUACCAGACAUACGUGGUGCUUUCCGAACGCGCCCCCGUCACGGCACACACGAGAUUGCUCACUACGGAUGAUUGCUGAAAAUUGCUCCACUCUACGCCACAUUAACUCAGAAUAAUAAAUAAGGCGGUAAAAAAAUUGUUAUUUACGAUCAUCAUCAUC
Cydia fagiglandana is the source of this 622-nucleotide messenger RNA. RefSeq lists its product as uncharacterized. The coding region runs from base 44 to 541 and encodes 165 amino acids. The transcript is spliced from 4 exons. NCBI's taxonomy places the organism in Eukaryota, Metazoa, Arthropoda, Insecta, Lepidoptera, Tortricidae. The record is from RefSeq and is a predicted model, not a curated record.